UCUUGAAACAUUCACAGUUACCUGCAUACUAUAUAGAAUUUCAGUCCGGAGCAUUUUUGUAUUUAUUUGAGUGAUUAGUGAGUAACCAAUGGCAGUAAUGGAGUAGUAGCUGUCCCUGUCCACUGAGCCCUGGCUUUUUGCACGCAUAUGCAGUGCUUGCGCUUGGCUGCUGCUCCGCUUGACCGCUUCCCUCCAUUUCGAAUUUCAAAUUCCGAACGCCUCCUCCAUUCCCCAACGCUCCCCCCACUCUCCCACUGCAAAGCGGCGCACGCGCACACACCCCUUGUCUCUCUCUCCCCCCCUACGAGCUGCUCGUGGUCUUGUUCUUGGCAAAGGCUGCUGCCGUGUAGGGUGUCGCUCCUCUCUUCUUGUUGUGUUUAUCGCCUCUCGAGUUCCUCCGGUUGCUGCUGUUCUUGGCAAGAGCAGGAAUAGAUGGGAGGGUCCGGGAAAUGGGUCAAAUCGCUGAUAGGGCUCAAGAAGCCGGAGAAGGAAGGCUGCAAGGAGAAGCUGCAACUGCAAGUCCCAUCUGUCAAUGGAGGAGGGCGAGGCAAGGGCCGGAAGUGGAAGCUGUGGAGGAGCUCCUCCGGCGACCACGGCUCCCUGUGGCGUGGCUCGAGAGGCGGCAGCCACCGCUCGGCGGCUUCUGAGGCUUCUGACGAUGCCUCCUCGGUGGCCGCCCCCGCCGACCCAUUCACCGCCGCCGUGGCCACUGUCGCGCGCGCCCCGGCGAGGGACUUCAUGGCCGUCCGGCAGGAGUGGUCCGCCAUCCGCAUCCAGACCGCGUUCCGCGGGUUCUUGGCACGGAGGGCGCUGCGUGCGCUCAAGGGGCUGGUGCGGCUGCAGGCGAUCGUGCGCGGGCGGCAGGUGCGGAAGCAGGCGGCUGUGACGCUGCGGUGCAUGCAGGCGCUGGUGCGGGUGCAGGCGCGCAUCAGGGCGCGCCGCGUGCGCAUGUCCACCGAGGGACAGGCCGUGCAGAAGCUGCUUGAGGCGCGCCGCACACAGAUGGACAUCCUCAGGGAAGCUGAGGAAGGAUGGUGUGACAGUCAGGGAACACUGGAGGAAGUGAGAGUGAAACUGCAGAAGCGGCAGGAGGGCGCUAUCAUGCGCGAGCGGGCUAUCGCCUAUGCGUAUUCGCAGCAAGUCGACGGCGCUGCGAAAUUCAAUCCGCCGAAGCUUACUUCUAAUGGCCGGUUGAACCACUCCGGUUUGCUGCUCAAGCACCAGCAUUUCGACAAGAACAACGGUAACUGGAGCUGGUUGGAGAGGUGGAUGGCGGCGCGGCCAUGGGAGAAUAGGUUGAUGGAGGAGCACAACCAGACCAAUUCCAGCUCGCCAGACCUCCGAUCUUCCAAGAAUUGCGAGGAUUCUUUCGGCGUCCUAGGAAACUUCUCGGAACCGAAUUCAGUGAAGGUGCGCAAGAACAAUGUCACCAAACGCGUCUGCGCGAAACCACCGGGAGCAUCGCACCUGCACACCCACCAUCAGCGGUUCAAAGCUCAGUCGAUCUCGUCUCUGAGCACUGAAUUGCACAACGAUGAGAGCUCCGCAUCGUCGUCGUCUUGUUUCGCAUCCACCCCUAUAUCAUUCUCCACCUUCGUCACAUCAGAGAAGACCGAGGACAAGGACAGUGUUAGGACAAGGCCCAACUACAUGAGCAUGACGGAGUCUAUCAAGGCGAAGCAGAAGGCGUGCAAUGCCCAGAGAACGACGGCGCUGAAGCAGUCGGAGGAUAGGAAGGCCUCUGGUGCCGAGUUGAAGGGUGUGCAUGUGUAGUGUUCAUGGAUCUCCAUUCUCCAUGCGGAGAUGAAGCCAACUUCUACAUCCUCUUUAGGCUAGGAUGUUCGCUAGGUGUCUUGCCACAUUCUUGAGUGGCUUGGUGCUGCAUUGCUGAGUUGUCUGUGUGUUGCUGGUCUCAUUGUUCAACGUCGUGUUGUCGAAUUGCCCCCUGCUUGGGCGCAGUCCUCAUUGUCAGUGGCAGUGUCUGUAAGAUAGUUCUUUGAGUAGAGAAACAUUGUGGAUCUGUUUUCUUGGUGUUGAUUUCUGGUGGGGAAAAAAGAUGAA
Messenger RNA from Phragmites australis (common reed), 2061 nucleotides. Its product is annotated as protein IQ-DOMAIN 6-like. Gene Ontology annotation, molecular function: protein binding. The transcript is spliced from 5 exons. The coding region runs from base 433 to 1773 and encodes 446 amino acids. NCBI's taxonomy places the organism in Eukaryota, Viridiplantae, Streptophyta, Magnoliopsida, Poales, Poaceae. The record is from RefSeq and is a predicted model, not a curated record.